UGCUCUAUCCAGCAUAUUAUUCAUACAAAGCUGUGAAGACAAAAAAUGUGAAGGAAUAUAUGAAGUGCUGGGUGAUACCUCUCUCAACAUCAGGCUCAUUUUACCCAUAAAGCAUUCCAGAGCCAGUUCUGGAAAUUGAAUCCAGGGCCCCAUUCGUGGUAGGUUCGCUGGAUGAUGUACUGGAUUGUGUUUGCCCUCUACACUGUGAUUGAAACAGUAGCAGAUCAGACAGUUGCUUGGUUCCCCCUGUAUUAUGAGCUGAAGGUUGCCUUUGUCAUAUGGUUACUGUCCCCCUACACCAGAGGAGCAAGUCUAAUAUACAGGAAGUUCCUGCAUCCUCUUCUCUCCUCAAAGGAAAGGGAAAUCGACGAUUAUAUUGUACAAGCAAAGGAACGUGGCUAUGAGACUAUGGUGAACUUCGGACGGCAGGGCUUGAAUUUGGCAGCAACUGCUGCCGUCACAGCAGCGGUGAAGAGCCAAGGAGCAAUAACGGAGCGUUUACGCAGUUUCAGCAUGCACGAUUUGACGGCUAUCCAAGGUGACGAGCCUGUGGGACAAAGACCAUACCAGCCUUUACCUGAAGCAAAGAAGAGAAGCAAGCAAGCUGGUGAACCCACAGGUUAUGGAAUUCCACUGAGAGACGGAGGUGAAAAGACAGAUGAAGAAGCAGAAGGGCCAUAUUCUGAUGACGAGAUGGUAACUCAUAAGGGACUCCGCAGAUCCCAGAGCAUGAAGUCCGUGAAGACUGUCAAAGGCCGUAAGGAGGUGCGGUAUGGUUCACUAAAAUAUAAAGUGAAGAAGAGACCACAGGUGUAUUUUUAGAAUCCACACCUCAGAAAUCCCAAGAGAAAUAAUGCUAACAAAUCAACUUCAUUUUCUAACUACACGUAUUCAGGAUUUACACUUUUAUUCAGAUUGUGGCAAUUAUAGGAUUGACGUUCAUGAAUUUAACUAGUGUUCCUUUAACAGUUUACUUAAAUAUUAACUAUAAGAGGCAGUUAUGCAAAGUUUAUUGAUGUGUACAUAGCAAAAGUCACAGACAAUCGUGUUUUCCAAUUUAAAGUUCAUCAGCAGCAUCGAGGAC
Molecule: messenger RNA, 1084 nt
Organism: Nannospalax galili (Upper Galilee mountains blind mole rat)
Lineage: Eukaryota; Metazoa; Chordata; Mammalia; Rodentia; Spalacidae
Gene: Reep3
Product: receptor accessory protein 3
Exons: 9
Coding region: 172-822 (216 amino acids)
Biological process (GO): endoplasmic reticulum tubular network organization
Cellular component (GO): endoplasmic reticulum tubular network; cytoplasmic microtubule; endoplasmic reticulum membrane
Molecular function (GO): microtubule binding
Source: RefSeq, a predicted model, not a curated record